Molecule: messenger RNA, 1436 nt
Organism: Cuscuta campestris
Lineage: Eukaryota; Viridiplantae; Streptophyta; Magnoliopsida; Solanales; Convolvulaceae
Source: the annotation of a GenBank genome assembly
AGCACAAGACAUGAAUUUCACAUCGGACUUGUGAUCCUAAGUCUUAACUACUCCCUCCGUCGCGCUAUAUUCGUCCAGUUUUGACUUUUGGAACUGUUCAUUUAAGCACUUUGACUCAUCAAAUUCUCUCAAUGUGUAAGCCUAAAUAUAGUCAUGUGUGAUCUUGUUUGAUUUGUCUUAACAUAUAGAUUAUUAAUAUAUAAUUUCUAUAAUUUUUUAAUAUACAAAUUACAAGAUAAAAUGGAUUAAAUAAGUGCAUUGGAUGAUUGCUCGUAAUGAAAUCUGGUGGGAGAUCUUGAUUAGAAUAUAGGGGCAUGGGAGAUCUGGAGAAGAGAGAUUCGGAGCGUCCGAAUGGAGACACGGCGGCGGCGGGAGAGGAGGAAAUCGUUAGGGUGGAGAAUAGGGUUGCGGAGUUAGACCGGAAGAUUAUCGAAGAAAGUGUUGACGGAUUGGAGGGAUCGGCGGCCCAGCUUCCGCUGGCGGCGGCCGCGGCGGUUCCCGUGGCCUUUGCAGCCGUCGUGAUCGUUUACUAUUUCAGGAAUGGUUUAAUAUUUUCUGAAAAGGAUGACUGCGGUGCAGCAGGGGAAAAGGCCAGGCCAAUGAAAGCUGUUGAAACUGCGACAACUCGUGAAUAUACAAAACGAAAUGCAACCGCGGCGGAGUGAGAGUACUUUACAAAUUGAUGAGCCUACUUUUUCCUCUCUCUCUAUCUCUUGAACGUAGCCGUUCCGUUCAUCUCCCUUCCUCCUCGUGAUUCGUGCGACCGGAGAAUUACCAUCAUCAUAACCUCCCCCCACCACCCCAAACCCAAAUUAAUGAAACACAGUAGAAAAAGAAGAAAUCACAUUCUUAAAAGCCACAGAUAUCAUCAGACAAUUCACAACUAACUCCUCUGCCCCUUGAGAGUGACUCAAGUUGGGCGCACUCUUAAUAUUGUCUCCUCUCUCUCUCUCUCUCUCUCUCUCUAAGCCUCCUUAGGGUUUUGAAUCCGUUUGCAAUGGCGUUGAAUCUACAGCUAUUCCGUGGGUGGCCUUCAAUCCCAAACAGGCCAGCAGCAGAAACACAUGCAACCGAAAUCACAAGUCUUUUAAUACCAGAAAAUGGAAGAACAUGGAGGAGGGUUCUUGGACUCUUUUACUGUAACAUGUAGACUGACAAGUACAUGGUUACUGCGUAGGGAAUGAAGCCAUCGGUCCGUCAAGAACGUUAAUAGUUGUAUCAUAUCAACUUUUUUCUUUCGUUUGAAUUUGCCCUUCAAUGAAUUUUGGUUUUUGUUUUUUGGAGAUUAUGCAUUCGUGGUUUUGCCCACGGGUUGGUUUGCAUGGGGUUUUUUACAGAAUGUUUUUGUCAAACUUACAAGGUUAAAAAGAUUGUGGCCAGUUGCAGCCUCCCAACCAUACCCCUACCUCUUUAUUUAUUAAAGUGUUUUAUUAGGG